ACAUGAUGCUGAACGUGUCCAUGGAGUGAACACAUGCUAAAUUAUGGCAAGAGUGUGUAGGUCCUUGUUCUUGCUCUUGUUAACUUUCGUUGCCUUAAGGGGUAGCUCACAAGUCUUGUCAUAUCAUCAGAAAGAUAUACAAGAGAGAUCUCAUGAAAGUCUACAUCAAGAAGAAAAAUAUUCAAUCAAUAGAGUUAAAAGAAGAACAGAAGGAGCAGAAGGAGGAUUAGAGAGCUUCUUGGAGCAUCUUGUUAAAUUGGGUUUAAAUAAAAUAUGUCGUUUACUCAGAAUUGCUCAAAUUGAUGAUAUUUUAUUGUCAACAGGAGCAUUCACUCUCUUCGCUCCGACAGAUGAAGCUUUUGCUCUAUUACCUGGGGGUGCUUUAGAUGAAAUCGAAAGAAAUCCAGAAAAGUUAAAGGAAUUCUUAUUAUAUCAUAUCAUUCCUGGACAAGUUUCUUCUUCCCAAUUUCAAAAUGAUGUCACCAUGUCCUCUCUGCAGGGUAUGCCACUACGCUUCAAUGUUUACAUUACCGAAGGUCGUCAGACUUAUUCUGUAUCUGGAGGUCAAAUUGUAUCUUCUGAUCAUAUACAUCAAAAUAGCAUCGUACAUAAGAUCGAUAGGGUCUUAUAUCCAAUUCCGAGUACAGAUGUACUUGGUCAAACAAAGUGGGCUUAUGAUAAAUUUUAUCGACUCAUAGUUGCUGCUGGUUUAGACAGAAGGCUUUCUGAUGGAACAUAUACUGUAUUCGUUCCUAAUGAUGAUGCGUUUAAGAGUUUAUCACCUGUUGUACAAGAAGCAUUACUAAAAAAUACAACUUUAUUACAAAAUAUCCUUCUGAAUCAUAUCAUCAUCGGUAGCGUGUAUACAACGGCACUUUACGAUGGUUUAACAUUGAAAUCAUUAGGAGGAAUGCCUUUAAAAUUUAAUUUAAGGCGAGGUUUGAUAUUAGUUAAUGGAAUUCCUAUUGUGGAACCCGAUGUACCCGUCAUGAAUGGUGCAAUCCACGUCGUUAACAGAGUUUUAGCAUCCCGAGAAAUUUUGGAUGAUUGUCAUUGCUUAAGUAUUGAUUCAAGAACUCCACAAUCGAGCGAAAUACAGGAACCAUUAUAUCCUCCGGGUCCAAAAAAACCAUUUGUAACUAGUAAACCCAUUCGUACAUAUCCUACAAAAACUACACGGGAUCAUACUAGACGACCAAUACCUACUCGUCCACAAAGACCUGAUUAUGAUCAUCAAGCUUCCGUUCCAGGUGAACCAUCCCCGGGUUAUCCAUUUCAUACACCGAGAGGACCAUCGUUUCAGACACACAGAAGUGAAAUUCCUUAUGGACAAAGAAUGGUUACUAAACCCUAUCCACAAGGUUCUCGUCACCAGUUUACUACUCAUCAACCUGUUAAAGCAACUCAUCGUACUCCUGCCCCAACUAAAACUCAAACCCGUCCAUCUUGGAGACGGCCACCUCCCCAACCUCAAGCUGAACCUCCUAGUCCCCCCAGAAGGCCUCCGUCUCAACGUAGACCACCUCAACCACAGGCAGAACCUGAUACUCCAAGAAGACUACCAACUCCAUCUUAUCGACCAGAGCCAUCAAAACCAUUNGCUUUUAUAAUAUUCUUUAUAAUCCCAGGUUUGAUAUUAGUUAAUGGAAUUCCUAUUGUGGAACCCGAUGUACCCGUCAUGAAUGGUGCAAUCCACGUCGUUAACAGAGUUUUAGCAUCCCGAGAAAUUUUGGAUGAUUGUCAUUGCUUAAGUAUUGAUUCAAGAACUCCACAAUCGAGCGAAAUACAGGAACCAUUAUAUCCUCCGGGUCCAAAAAAACCAUUUGUAACUAGUAAACCCAUUCGUACAUAUCCUACGAAAACUACACGGGAUCAUACUAGACGACCAAUACCUACUCGUCCACAAAGACCUGAUUAUGAUCAUCAAGCUUCCGUUCCAGGUGAACCAUCCCCGGGUUAUCCAUUUCAUACACCGAGAGGACCAUCGUUUCAGACACACAGAAGUGAAAUUCCUUAUGGACAAAGAAUGGUUACUAAACCCUAUCCACAAGGUUCUCGUCACCAGUUUACUACUCAUCAACCUGUUAAAGCAACUCAUCGUACUCCUGCCCCAACUAAAACUCAAACCCGUCCAUCUUGGAGACGGCCACCUCCCCAACCUCAAGCUGAACCUCCUAGUCCCCCCAGAAGGCCUCCGUCUCAACGUAGACCACCUCAACCACAGGCAGAACCUGAUACUCCAAGAAGACUACCAACUCCAUCUUAUCGACCAGAGCCAUCAAAACCAUUAGAUCAAAAGCAAACUGGCAAAACACCAUAUUAUCCUGGUGGAACUUCAAGACCUGGAAAAAUUGGUAGACCCGAUAAAGACGGGUUCCAGGAAUUACCUGGAAAAUUUGGAAAGCCUGCAAUACCUGGACAUCCUGAUUUCAGAUCUGGGCAGCCGGGCUCAUUCGGAAAACCUGGACAAUUCGGAAAGCCAGGAUAUCCAGGAUUUUCAGGGGAUUCUGAUCGAUUUACAGGAAGACCUGGAUAUCCAGGAGCUGGUCAAACAGUGCCAAGUCAUGAUCGUCCUACUUCAGAUUUUCCAAUAAAGGAAGCAAAACCAACUCCAAAAUUUUCUCAACCGGGAUAUACAAGAGUACCUGAUCAAAGAACUGGAUUUCCAGAAAGACCUGGACCACAAAUUGAAAUAUUCCCAGGAGGUCAGCAAGUUACCGGAUUUCCUAGGCCUGAACAUGACGCCAGAUUUCCUAGACCUGGACAAGAUGCUGGAUUCACUAGACCUGGACAAAUUCCAUUUCCUGGAAGGCCCCAAUAUCCAGAUACAAGAUUCCCAGACAGACCCGAACAACCAAGACCAGAUACAAGAUUCCCAGACAGACCCGAACAACCAAGACCAGAUACACGAUUCCCAGACAGACACGAACAACCAAGACCAGAAAUAAAAUUUCCAGAAAGGAUAGGAUCAGAACAACAAGCAGGAAUCCCGGAAAAACCUGGAUACCAAAGACCUGAAGAUCAGCGAUCUGGCAUUCCACAAAGACCUGUACAAGAAAGACCUGAUUUUCGAAGACCAGAGACACCUGGACAACAGAGACCAGGAUUUCAAGAACCAGAAAUUAGUAGACCUGGAACUGGAUUUUCGAUAAUACCAGGUCAACAUUUGGGCCCAUCUCCACAACAGCCACAAAUUGAUUCUCAAAAAACACCUCAAACUACACCUUAUCAACCUGAACAAUCAAAACCACUAGAUCAACAACAAACACCCAAAACAAUUCCACAUUUUCCUGCUGGAACUUCACGACCUGGUACACCAAGUAUAGCCGGAAGAGAUGAUUCUCAGGGAUUUCCUGGAAAAUCAGGCGAACCUUCUACAAUUCAACAACCUGAAAUUAGACCCGAGCAACCAGGAACAUGGGGAAUCUCACCCGGUUCUAGAUUUGACCGACCAGAAACAACUUUUAGACCUGGUCAACCGGGAACAUGGGAUCGCCAGCCAGGUUUUACCCCCGGUCAACACGAUAUAACUAGGUUUCCGAGUACACCCAGCAGACCAUCACCUGUAGAUUCCUCCGUAAAAGGAAGAGAACCAACAUCCAGACCUUCACCUCAAGUUGAAAUAGUACAAACCUUAUCAAUUUUCGAUAUUCUUCAAAGACCCGAAUUAGUAUUUAAAAAUCAACCUUUCAGUUUAUCAAUAAUUUACGAAUUAUUCAGACAAGUUGGACUUUUUGAAACCUUACGACCAGGUCCCAAGAUUAUAUUUUUCCCAACUGAUGAAGCCAUAAAUUCUCUACCAGAGGGAACACUACAACAAUUAAGAGAUGAUCCUGAUUUGCUCCAUCAAAUUCUUUUAUACCAUGUCAUAACUGUGCCACCACCACCAGGUAAACCUGAUACAACAUACCCUGUAAGAACAGCUCAAGGAAUACCAAUUUUAAUCAGAUAUGGACCCCAAGGACAAAUUGUUCAGGUGGAUGGAGCAGAUGUCAUAUCUUCAACUAAAACAGAUGAUGACUACAUAAUAUAUGUAAUAACAAAAUUGUUAAGUCCAUUACCUAAACCUUCAAUCAACUCCUACUUAAAUGACAGACGAGAUAUUUAUAGAUUCUUCAGUUAUUUAGUAAAAUAUCGUCUAGAUGACAUUAUUAAAGGUCCAGAAUUGUAUACACUAUUUUUGCCAGUUGAUGAUGCCUUCCAGCAAAUUCCUCGAGAACAAUUAGAAAUAAUCUUAAACAACAAAACAUUAAUUGAACAAUUUCUUCUCAAUCACAUAGUUUCGGGAGUUUAUUAUACAACAGAUAUCAGGCCUGGAUUUGUUCUAACCGGAUUAAGAGGAAGAGAUAUUCGAUUCCAGAUUUCUCCAGAUGGAGUUAUAAAAGUUAACAAUGUAGACGUUGUUGAACCUGAUAUAGUAACCGGAAAUGGUGUCAUUCAUGUAGUAGAUGGUCUUAUUUAUAGGCCUGAAAUUGGAUUUGUACCUCAAACAGUCACAGACACCUCAAUUAUAACUGGUGACGUUCAACAACCAGUAGAACCUUCUUUUGAAACCGUUCAACAACCGGUAGAACCUUCUUUUGAAACCACAUUUGAGCCAGGUCAACUUCCGGAGACAUCUAUCAUUCAAAUACCAGGUCUGUCUGAUAGACCGUUUCCAGUACAAAGCAAACCACAAGCCAAACACGAAGUUGAUCUCACGAUAGUUGACGUCCUUCAAAGGCCAAGUUCUGUUUUUGUUAACCAACCAUUCAGCCUUAACGUAAUUUACGAACUCUUCCAGAGAGCAGGAAUCAUAAAUAUCUUAUCAAAAACAGGUCCAUUUACUGUUUUCCUCCCCAUUGACAAGUCUCUAACUGGACCGGAAUUUUACGAAAUUCGUAACAAUCCUGAACGUCUUCGUGAAGUCCUGUUGUACCAUAUUAUCACUGCAACUUUACCACCAACUGAUAGUCGUACCACUUAUAUGGUAACUACUGCUGGUGGAAAACCAGUGCUGCUCAGUUACGAUGAUCAAGGAAAUGUCGUGUUAGUGGAUGGUGUAGAAGUAAUAACAUCAGUUGUAGGCAAAAAUGGAUUAAUAUACAUAAUUUCUAAACCACUUCUUCCACUUCCUAAAGCAUCUAUAGUUGAAUAUUUCCGUAGUAGACAGGAUCUAACUCAAAUUUUGAAAUACCUCAUACAAGCUAGGAUUGAACGUACCUUCCAAGGCCCAGAUCCAUUUACAUUCUUUGUUCCAUCAGAUGAAGCUUUUAACAAGCUUCCUCAACAGGAGCUUCAAAGGAUUAUCAGCAAUAGAACUAUACUAGAACAUUUUAUUAUGAACCAUGUUGUAUCUGGCAUCCAUUACACUAAAGAAUUGAUGCCAAAUUUAAUUCUACCAACUCCACGUGGUUCCAUUCUUAGAAUUGAUCAUGAAGGAGACAGAAUAACAGUAAAUGAUGCAAACAUAAUUGAGGGUGAUAUCACGACAGGAACAGGAGUUGUUCACAUCAUUGAUAAAGUCAUAACUUCCCCUUCACAGGAAAUAAUAACUGACGAUAGAGAACCUGUACAAAGUGUAAUUGUGGUUCCUCCAAGUGGUGAUUUGAUUAGCUCCAAUGUAGUGGAAUUAGCUAAAGGAAUGGGUCUCAAUAAAUUUGUACAUUGGCUCAUCCAAACAGACUUAAUCAAAGUUGUUCAAGAUGGAAAUCGAUACACGAUCUUUGCUCCUACUGACGAAGCUAUAGAUUCUUUGCCAGGACUUGAAGCAAUUGAGAAAGAUCCAGAUCAGUUGAGAAUCAUCUUAAAAUAUCAUAUUAUACCACUUUACAUUCAGACAGGUCAGAUAGAAAACGAAAAAAGAGUAAAAACACUACUAGAGGGAAAGGAAAUCAGAUUUAAUAUUUAUCAAAAUGGACGAGUGUAUACAGCUAGCGGUGCACCUUUUGCACCCAGUAAUAAUCCUGGAAAUGUUUUGAUAGCUGUAGUAGAUAGGGUCCUCUUCCCUCCUCAAGGAGACACGUUUACCACUCUAACGAAAUUACCAAUACUUGGAGAUUUGAAGAAAGCUGUAGAAAGGGUAGCUUUAGAUGAAGAUUUAAGAGGUGAAGGACCUUUCACAUUCUUUGCUCCAAGUGAUAAAGCAUUCGAGAAUUUAUCUUUAGAAGAAAGGCAAAGACUUCUGAACAAUCCUCAAUCACUCUUAAAUCUGCUAAAACGUCAUUUAGUAAGAGGGCGUACAAUAUAUACAAGCGGUGUUUCAGAAGGAAUGACACUAAGAUCAGAAGCAGGUGAUGAUUUAACAGUAACACUCAAGCCAACUUGCAUUGCCAUCGAUGGAGUUAAUGUCGCAUUCCCAGACAUCAGCACCACCAAUGGUGUCAUCCACGUGGUCGACCACUUUUUGUAAAUGUGAAAUAUUUUGCUUUUUAAGCACGUCACACCAUCGGAAAGAAAAAAAAAAAA
Molecule: messenger RNA, 6447 nt
Organism: Centruroides sculpturatus (bark scorpion)
Lineage: Eukaryota; Metazoa; Arthropoda; Arachnida; Scorpiones; Buthidae
Exons: 26
Coding region: 44-6391 (2115 amino acids)
Biological process (GO): cell adhesion; extracellular matrix organization
Cellular component (GO): extracellular matrix
Molecular function (GO): cell adhesion molecule binding
Source: RefSeq, a predicted model, not a curated record